AUGGCGGAGGAUGUUAACAUUCAAGGGUCUGCCUAUGACGAGGAUUUGUGCGAAAACCCUUUUUUCAAAUACAUGCAAACUAAGCAAAAACAGCUCUAUGACAAAGCAGCUAGUAAUAGAUGGACGGUAAGUUUGAUGUAACGCUAUGUCUCCGCGUGAAUUUUGGCCCAGGACUGCCAACUUAUUAAAUUUGUAGAUUCCUUACACGUUAUUAGAUCAUUUCCUGUGGCUAAUUUAUGCGCAUGUCUCAGCAUUUCUCCUUAUCUAAAUUUUUAAAUGUAUGUUUUUCUAUUUUUUUUUCCUCUCUGAGCUCCAUUAAUUGAUUAUAACCAGAAUAAUCGCUAUACAGCUUAAGUAACCAACAGCUAACAACAACCUAUUAGUCUGGGCAUUUUCUACAGAUCUACUAGAUCUGCUCAGCGCUCUGGCAAUGCGGGCUGAUUUAGCUAUCACUAAUUAACUAUGAAUUCUAUCUUACACCUGCUCACGGGGGGUUUUGUUUCAUAGAAAGGUGGUGAUGUCUUAAUUCUACCUCAGACAGAGCAAAGAGUGGCAGGGGGAGGGGCUACUCCUAAUUAUAUGGGCCAUCCCCGGUGUAAUAUAAUUUAAUCAUUUUCUUUGUUUAUGGACUAUUGUCAGGGUUAGGUUCAUUGUUAAGGAUGUUUUGUUUUCUUUGUUUUACGUCAGCUGUGAGUAAUAGCUAAGUAUAUCACACUGGAGAUGAUCCUAUUAUAUGGAUUACACUGUCAGGGGUAUAGAAUGGUGAAUUCGAGAAUUUGCAAGACUGCAAGACCCUGUUUUCAAAAUUCAGGUAUCCAAAAAUGCCUGUUCAAAAUGACCGGCAAGACUGGAGUUUGAGACUUGACCGGCCGUUAUUUGCAGCCCUGAGAAUGGUGUUUUUAUCAAUUUUGAGAUUUCAAUAUCUAAGACCUAUGUUCUAUUUUUCUUCUAUUUUUUAGCCGGGGCCACUCUCUUAGUACGAGGUCUUAAUGACAACCAUUCUAUACCCCUUCCGAGAGAUAUAAAUAGAGAGUUUUGAGAGGAUGUGCUGCUCAAGAUAGUACAUGACUUGUAUACCUUUUGCCUCUCCAACUCUGGAACCUCAUAUUCACCAUCACUUUUCUCUUUGUAACAGAACUACCGGUAUUAUUAAUUUUACACUUAAAAGUUAAUUUUCCAUAUUUCUGUACCCCAUGGGGCAGAAAUGCUUGUCGGAAAUUAGAAUUACAGUGUAAACCCUUAAAGAAGACCAAUAUGGGCAUGUCUUAGGCUUCAUUUGAUCCAGGGUUGUGCACUAGCAGUGCCUGGUGACUCCUUUCGACUAACUUUCUGUUUUGCUAUAAAAUAAUAAUAUUGAUCUGUCUCGAGUGUGGUCACACAUAAACAUUUACCUUUGGAACAGCUCCAGAAACUCUGAGACUCAGCCAUAUAAUCCCAUAAUUUAAGGGAGAACCCAGGGUUGUUUCUAAGAUUUCGAGUUGCCGGGUAAAUACAACAAGAGUAGUCAGGGAAUCUUACAGCUAGGGAUUUCUUUUGGUCCUAUUUUUCUUCUAUUUUCCAAUAAAAGUAGCCGGGGACCACACUCAUAGUAGCUGGUGGAAAUCUCCGGCCCUCAGCUUUUAAUGACAGCCCCAAGUACCCACUGGGAUUUUAGCUGAUACAAUAUAGAUAUGUCAAGUUAGGGACAGCUCAUGUCCUAAUGACUUAAGAUAUUAUUUUGUUAUGGCUCAGGAGUACAAUGGAGUCUUGGAGGUGGUUCGAACUGUUGAGUUUGUGGGCAAAAUCCUGUGAUACACACUGUUCAAAUGAAACCUCUUCAGGAAAAUUAGUAUUUCACUGGCAGCUGCUAGCAGUUGUCAUAUCUUUCACUCAACAAUAAUGAAAGAUUCUAGACUGUUGGUUGAAAAAUUAUCGAUCAGGAAGAUCCAGCACUUGAUGUGAUGAAAUGUGCCAAAAUGUGAUAAUCAGUACAUUUCUUGAUGAUCUGGUCAUUAAAAACUCCAGAUUCUGGUGUAGCAUCAAAUAUAUGCUUGUUUAGUCAAAUCUUUGCAUAUUACAGGAAUGGUCUAAAGUGAACAUCUUUUCUGACCUUCUUUCCUCACUUUUUUACCUUGUUUCAGCAUGAUUUGAUUGACUGUUUGCUCCUGUCUUGCUCAACUGUUUAGGUAUGCAUUCCACGGCAAGGUACACAAGCAAGGGGAAGCUUUACUCAGAGUCAUGUAGAGAAUCAUCUGCUGCUACCAGUAGAAUGCAAAUCAUCAGCCUACAAAACUGUAAACAACAAGGUAAGGACAAGGCUGUCAGGGCUGUGCUCUAGCAACGCCCGGUGGCCCCUGGCGCCUAACUUUUGCCCUCGGGCGACUAGAAAAUCUCAGAUUUUUUACACAAAUCAUAUGCUGGGCACCCUAGAUUUUACAGUUUCAGAGCACUGGGCUUCCUUCAAUUUUCCUUAGAGCACAGUCUUGGCAGUACUGCUCAAAAGAAAGUUACCAGUCAUGUCUCAUUUCCAGGCAAUGCAAAUCAUGUCUCAUGCUUUACGAUUCUUGUUGCCAGGCAAGGAUCUUGUAGCUUCAUCGAACCACAAAUUUUUGGCAUAAAUUACAGUUGAUUGAUCUUGUGCAAAUAUAUUCUAUUUCACAUGGUGGUUUUGUCUGUGUAGACGCAGGAUUAAGAGAUGUUUACAGGAAGUCAUUGCUCUUUCAGUUUCAGAACAAAACAGCUUCAUUCGUAAUUUGUUAAGCAUUAUAUAAUUAUUAAGUUGUUCUUUAAUUUAAGUCCAUUUAAUUUGAUGUUGCAAGUUUGACACUGACAAAUUAAACUUUGACUUGAAUAUGCAAAUUCGCUUCAAUUGCAUUUUAUUUUUAUCAUGAAGGUAGUAAUCAUGGCGGUAUUCAUAGGAAUGUCACCUUUAAUUUUGUCAAGCAGACAUGGGAUGCACAUGUAAUUGUUUACCCAUAACAUUUUGAUGCUUGUGCACAACCUUUUCGUUAUUUUAUGAGCUCAUCGGUGACAGGUGUUAUAGGUUACAGCGUCCAUUAAUGACAGCCAGAGUCCUGUUACAUGCCCAUUCACUGUGGUACAAAAUUUCCAUUUUCUAGAACAAGGCACAUUCAUUUGAAGGGAAAAUUUGAAUUUUGAUGUGAGAUUUUCUGUAUGUAUCAAACAAAACAACAUAAUGUACAUUUUGUAAUGUUUUCUAUUACAAACAUCUGUUUGUGAUAUAAUAAUAUGAUAUUAUUUGUAAUUUUUGUGCAAGUACAAAGUGAUGGUAAAAUAGCAUCUAAAAUUGUUCAAACAUUGUAGUUAUUUUAAAACUGACAUGAGAAACAACAAUUCAAGGACUUACACUGUUGAAAGCAAUUUUAUUGAGGUCACUGUAAUCAGAUAAUAAUGACAUGUAUUCCCAGCUUACCAUUCAUCAUUCAAGUAACUUAGUGUGAGUUGUGUUUUGUUUUGUAGGAAGUACAAGUCAGUGGAGACUUCAUUGUGACAACUGAAGGUUUUCAGGAUGUGAAAUCAGUAAGAAGCAUAAUGUAUUACUUUUUUAAGGGCUGUAUAUUUAGGUUGGGUAAAAUUGACCUCAUCUUACAGCUGUACCAAAGAUGCCAAAAAUAUUAUUACUAUUUUUCUUUUUUUAAAGGACAGAUAUAAACAUGUAUGUCUGACAUACAUAUGUCUAGCAAAGUCACUAUUUUAUUUUGCAGCUCUUAUUUUUGCAUCAUUUUUGUAUUGUUUUUUAAGGUUUUUAAACAUAGUUUUAAAUGAAUUUAUUGUAUUUUAGGCUUUUAAAAUGACUGUAAUUUCGUAUUUUAGUGCACUGCAGACGACGAUCGAAUAGUAUCCCAUGAUGCACCUCGAUUCAUGUUAUAUUAUCACUGCGUACGUGACACAUUAUGAUCAGUAACCUUCAGCACGUGUGAAGUGAACAUCGAUCGCAAUGCUCGAUGUGGAUGGUUUCCAAAUAUGUUUCGGUUCAGUAGCUUCUGCUUUUGAGAUUAUCGAGUUGGCUAAUAUUCACUGUGCUUUAAAGGAGAAUUUCAGCGUUGCUUUGACUGAGAAGGGUUUUACAUGUAUUUCACUGAUCUGUUGAGAACUACUUGUGCCGCGCUCGGUCGCACUGUAAACACAAAUUAUAAGACUCGCAAUUGAUAAGCUUCGCUAGGUUCACUAGGAGAACCCAGGCCAGAGGAGAACCAAAACUAUGACUAAUCUAUAAAGUGGUUCCAACAAAACAUCCGCUACGCUGUGAAGCUAAUUACCAAAGGAUAAUUUAUUACAGCAUCGCGCUCAAAGGAGCUGAAGUUUACAAUGGCAGUUACAAAUAAAAUUUAACCUAUCGAUGCGACAAACAAUUCUCUGAAGCACAGUCUACCCGGUACUGACUCAAGCAAUCUUCAAGGAAAUUUCCUGGCCAGAAUACUGAUCUGUUCUUUUGAAUAAAUAAAGUUUCUACAUGAUGUUUCUUUUUCAAAUUCUGAGCAGGCUUCAGUUUAGGUUGUGCCGGCUUGCAUGCUGCGUGGUUCCUUUCUUUGGGUUCUUUUCACACUGAAACACACCGUUAUACACCGCUCCUUCUUCGAAUUAAAAUAAUUAUAGUCAAAUUCCUUUUAAAAAUAACCUCUUUGAAAAUACAAAGUGAUUGCUUCGGCAUAAAGCGCUCUCAAAAGCGCCCAACAGAUUGUAGCCUUCAUCAGGCUUUACACAUAUAUUAUGACACAUGGCGUUGAAAUGUGAUAAAAGAUUCGAAAUUUCAGCCAUCUUUGGUCGACAAAAAAGUCUUCAAAAUGUGGGUACUUCUGGGUACUUCUUGGCCUGUACAAUAUUCAGGACUUCAUUUUGCUGGCGUGAGGUCCACAUUUGUAAGAUUUCAACAUAUAUCCCAAAAAACCUUGAAUAUUCAUGACCUGGUUGUGGGUCACUGAACACUUUGUGAUGAGAAGACUAAUUGAAACCGUGAAAAUAAAUGUUUCUAAGUGCAAACUUCGCUCUUAAGCCAUUGCAAAUCGGAGAAAUCAUGUCAAAUAACGAAAUAAUGUAAUUUUUUUACUUUUACUGGAAAUCGAGUGAGAAAAAAGCCGACGAGAAAACGACCUUAUUUUAUGAUGGAAUCUGCUAUGACUGCGAUAUUGCGUGAUGCUUCUGGAAAAAUGCAUCAUGGGAUACUAUUCGAUCCUCCUCUGAGUGCACUGUAGCUUUUAAGAUGCAGGACCCCUGUGUAGACCAGCCUUCAAGCUCAAUAGGCCCCCUUACCUGUUAAAAUAAAGUUUGACUUUACAUGACUUUAUUACAAUUUUAGUAAAUAUACACCACCAAGUCUGCAUGAAAGUUCAGACACAAAUUUUCAAUAGCCACUAUCAUAAUAUAUUUAUUUAUUAUUCAACAUAUAUAGGUACGAAUUCUAUUUGAAGAGACAUUUUUUAACAGCAACAAUCAAAGCUUUUCUGUCCUGUGUAUUGAGCAGCCACUAGAGGGAGGAAUAGGUAAGAGUGACUUUAGUGCUGUUAAUUUGCAUUCUAUAUUGUCAUGCUAGUGAAUUAAGUACAGGUAUUUAACAAUUAUUCCUCAGGCCCGAAUGGGCUAUUGACUCAGAGGCCAUGAGGGCGAGAGGAAUAAUUAAUUGUUUUACUAAAAUCCAACUAGUUGGUCAAAAAUAUCGAGAAUAAAAAAACUUUAAAAAAAGACUUUAAUCAUUUUUUGCUGCCAAAAAGCCUGCGCUUUUCGCUACUAGUGGGCUAUAACAUAUAGCCUAGUAGUAGCUCAACCAAUCCGAAUGCAGCAUUGAUGAGAGACCACUGGUUGGAUUUUACUUAAGUGGAAUAUUAAUGAUUGUUUGGACAAGACAGUGUGGUACUGAAUAUGACAGUUGUUUACGAUGGCUAACAUUUAUCAGACAGUUAUGGUCAACAACAGUCCUAUUCAGGACUACUGUACUUACACUCACCCAGACUUGUAAUCAUUAGUGAUAAUAAUAAUUCCACCAAAGAUUUAUGACAGAUCUUCUGGGUUCAAGCCAUCUGAUUUGCGACAGGUAUGUACUAAUGUAAUCCUGAACUGCUUUUUGUUGCAGAAAUAAAAAGCAGGAAUAAUCAUAUGGCAGCCAUCCAUUCUCUUGUGAUGCUUUCUCUUAGUGUGUAAAGCAAGAGCUCUCCUCAAAGAUGGUCUAUAUUAUUGAUAAUGAUAUAAUGUCCCUUCAGUCAUUGGAGUUUUGCAAAAUGCAAAUCUCACAUAAUGUGACCCAUGUUAAAAUUUGAAAUCCUUUUUUUUUCUCCAAAAAUUUUAUCACCAAAACUUUGAUGUUAAAAAGUUCACUCAAGUGCAACCUGGGCCAUAUUGUCAAUAUUAUUAUUUACAGCCUUGCUGAGUGUACGGUGCACAGUUGUCAUGUACAUGUAAUAUUUUAUUCUCUUUCAGGUGGUAGUUUAGAGCCAGCUGUGACAUCUCUGGAGACUUUACAAGCAUGUUGUAAUUUCUUAUGGAAUAAUUCUGGUAUGUCUAUAAUCAGUUAUUUUUUCUUUGCAGUCAAGCUAGCUCUUGUAAUUUUGUUAUUGCCUGAAUGGGCUGAAUGACCCAGAGGCCAUGAGGGCAAGAGGAAUAAUAUUGUUUUAGUAAAAUCCAACUAGUUGGUCAAAAAUAUCGAGAAUAAAAAAAACUUUUAGCUAGUUAAAGCUAGACUUAAAUCCUUUUUUGCCACCAAAAAGCCCGCGCUUUUCGCUACUAGUGGGCUAUAACAUAAGCCUAGUAGUAGCUCAACCAAUCAGAACGCAGCAUUGAUAAUAGACCACUAGUUCGAUUUUACUAAAAUAAGUUAUCUGUAAUGAGACCAAAGACCAUUUCUCAUGGGAGCCCAAGAAAAUAAAUGUCAAAUUUCACAAAAGUUGUGAAAACACAGGUUAAAAUUCUGAACGUUUUAUGUGUAAGAUGUCGUUUUGUGAAAUUUGACAUUUCUUUUCUUGGGCUCUUGUAAGAAAUAUUCUUUGGUGUUAUUACAGAUAGCUGAUUACAUCUAUAGCCCUUGAAAAAUGUAAAAAAGAAUGCGAUAUUGUUUAAAUUAUUCUGGUACAAGGUCUUUUUCCACUGAAUAUUAAAAUUACUCAAUUUCAUGAUGGAUUCCGUCUUAACGUUAUUUCUUACAACAUGAGUUUCCAAAAUAAUUCAGGAAGAUUGAUGAAAUACAUAUUGGUUUCAUCUUGAUUAAUAGAUGGGAUAAAGGAUCUAAUAUUAUAAGUAUUAUACAAAAACAGAAAAGAGUGAGAGCAGUUACUAGUUUUCAUUUUUCUAAGGGCUGGUUUUGUUGUGAAAAUAAGAAGCAGAAGGCGAGCAAAGAGUGUAACCAUGACAGGCCUGUGUGUGGCAACCACCUGACAUCAUCUUAGUAAACAUCAAUGGAAGGAACAAACUUGCCUUGAUGUAUGUGGCUUCCACAUACAAAAGCAAUGAUCUCUUAAAUUGACAGUUUGAAAGGGAAGAGGACAAAUUAAUUAAUUUUAAUUUCAAUGAACUUCAUUGUCCAGUCUUUAUAAUUUGUCUCUUAUGCUGAAGGUUUUUGUUUGUGUUUGUUGUUAGGAAGCAAAAAUACCCAGAAACAACAUAUCGAUGAUAUUUUGCUGUUAUUCAAUUCAAGUUAUGAACAACUUGAAGGAGAAUCCUUGCGGCAUUUAAUGGUAAGCUUUUUUCCCUGAAUGUGGAUUUAAAGUGCAGUGUAGGUUUAUAUGUGGUGUAUUUCUCCUUCACUAGCUGUUAAAUAUUACAUGUUGUGAUCUUGACUUUAAUUUGUAACCCUCUCUCUUGAAAAUUCAAAAGUCAAGUACCAGUAAAAGGGCAGUACAGUGUAACAUCUUGAUAGAACAGGGGGACCAAAUUUCUUUCUUAUUUCAAGUGAUUAAACAUCCUUAGUUAGAAUCAAAAUGCAUGAAUCACCUCACACACUCAGCCAGAUGGCCUUAUCCUGCUGUUAUAUGACUGUAUUUAGAACUUGAUCUGUAGCAAGCAAUGCAACCUUACCUACAGUUAGGCCCCACAUUCAGUAAACAAGACUGCUCAUGCAAAUUUAACUGGGUCACUGAGUGAAGGUCCCAGGCAUUUAUAUGUCAUGCAGGUGUACACGAUAAUUUAUGUGAACUUAUAAUGAUGGCUGCUUUAUAAGGUUGCUGGACUUGCAAUAAGUAAGCCCUCUCACUACAUUAUGUACUGUACUAUGUGUAAUUACAUAAAAGGUGUUACUUCUUGGUACACUUUUUACUGGUUAAAUUUAAUAUCCAAUUAGUCUGAUUGCUUCUGGGUCUGUUUAAUAUUGAAUGUGCAACAAAAAACAUCAAGUCAAACCUCUCCCUUUAAACACUCGUAUAAUAAGGGCACAUCUAUUUUACAGACAGUUCUGUCAGUCCUGAAGACGUACCAAACUUUACUGUACUAUAUUCUACAAAUUUACACCUUUGUUUUGCAGACACUUUGCUCUGUUCCUUUGGUGUCUGUAUUUUGGAGGUUUCACUGUAGUUAUUCUGUUUCUGUAUUAAUUUUGAGGUCUAUCCUGUCUAGCUACAGUGCUUGUCCAAUUUACACAAUGUAGCCAUGGACUCACAUAUAUAUUUCACUUCAUCUCCUUUUGUUUUCUACAGGAUGCUGCUCAUGCUAUUUACACAAGAGCCAUGCAGGCAGCUCUGAAAAAUUCACAACUUGUAAGUAAGCACAUGUAAAUAAUUGUAUACAGAAAACAAAAUUUUAUCAUUUCAGACAGCUUGAUGGCACGUACACAGCGUGCAAAGAAAGUAGUGUCCGAUAGCCCGGGGCUAGUGGAUUUUGUUAUCGGGCUAGUGAAUUCUGUUUUUAAUUUGCCCGAUGGGCAAGUGAUGUUUUUGAGCAAUUCAAAUAAAGGAAAAACUGUGAAAUCAAUUCUGCUCGUCAAAAAGCUUUUGGGGCUAGUUCAAAUGAUGUCUGGGCUAGUAAAUGCUAGCUUCAGCUUGCCCACAGGGCAAGCUACAAAAAUGAUUUUCUUUGCACCCUGUAUACAGCAGCUAAACCUACAACAAAAGUUACAAAUGUUUGACUAAAAUCCUCAUUGUCAUGGAUGAUAUUGGCCUUGUCAAUCAGAAAUUGACCCAGAAAUAAACUACAUCUUGUGUAAAACAAAGCCAUGUAUUCUGGUUUAAUCAGCUGCACACCAGACUUGCAUGAAUAGAAGACUCCAUAAACAUCUUCAUAUUACGGACAAUAAACUGUCCCUUUUAUGGUCAACACAGGCAUCUUGACAUCCCAACAGUGGACACUAAGGGGGCUUUCCAAAAGUCAGAACUGGCAGGCCAGACCAUGGCCAGAUUGGUCAUUUUGAAAAUGAAAUAGGCUUUUUCCAAGAGUUUUUGAUAAAAAAACGAUUUCCUUCGUGCUUGCUAUUUAGGAAUUGACUGAUCUGGCUGGAUAGCUUUGAUUAAAAGCGAAACUCUCAUUACAAAGAGAAUGGCCUGGCCGGUCAGUUCUGAUGAAUGGAAAGCGCCCUAAGUCAGUGACAGCUGCCUGUGUCACUGACUGACUGUCUGCGUCAUUUCACACCCUGAAAUGUUUAUCUUUCUUAGAGAAAACUAGCCCAAAAUAACAGCAGUUAUAUGGACAACGUUAAGCUUGCCAUUGAGGUACGUCACUUAGUAUUACAUAACAUGUCUCUUGGUCCAGGUUAAAAUGGUUUCAAUCUUGUACAAUUGUCCUUAGGCCUCAUUUUGCAAUGGGGCCUAUGCAUUUCAGGUCACAUGGUCCUGUUCGUCUUGGUACAUGUACGUUGCCAAAAUGCAUGCACAAGGACUAGGCAACUUUCAACCUAGUUUAGACAUGAUCAAGAAUAAUUAACAGUAAGAGACAAGGGAAAUCAAAUUUCAUUUUGACCAAACAGAUAUCAAUGAGUUACUGUGCUUUUCAUAAACAUGCGAAUUCUGAAGUUCAAAAGCCAACUGAUGUGUGCGUUUUUCACUGUCGUCAAUCAUCUUAGCAGAUCUCUUAGGAAACAGAACUUUAGUCAACGGGUUCAAAGGACAAUGAUUUGUGAUUUGUGAUGGGUGGAUUUUGAUCCGUUUUGUGUGUAUCUGUGUUUCAAGGUUCAUUGCUUGUCAUCGUAAUUAUGAUUGAUGGCAGCAAAAAGCGUAAUUGUGAAGGUAGCGUUUGAACUUCAGAGUUUGUGUGUUUUUGAAAAGCGCAGUAAAGUUCAUGGCAAUAAUCAUCUCUCCUGAGAUUAUUAGCUUGCAGUUGAAGCUCUACAUCUCAUCGCACCCACCACUGCUAAGGACAUGUUGCAAAUUUCCCAGUAGCAGGGGGUUUUAAGAGGUGGCAGUAGGGCUAUGACUAUGUUUGUUUACUUAUUCUUAGAAAAAAAUUCUCUCUAGACAUAUGUGAUGAAUGAACUACAUAGCCAGCUGUUUAGAGGAAUCAGUUCUAUUUUUGGAAAAGAAGUAAGUGGCCAGCAUGUGACUUACAGCUGUAGAAGUUAUUUACUUUGUAAUUGCAUGUGCAUUGUUGACCAAGCUUGUUUUGUCAAGAUAGCUGAAUAUUGGCCAACUUCCUUUUGUUCAUUUUUAUGGACUGAGAGAAAGUCAAGGAAAAAAAACACACAAAGAAGAAUGACAGCAAUAUCCAGCCAUCUUGACUGAACAAGCUGCUAGGUCAUAAAUUAACAAUUAAUUAAUUUCAUGGUGAUAAAAAUAAUUUUUCUUGCUGGAUUAAAUGGAAAAUCCAGAGCUGGGGAGAUUAUAUAUACCGGUAUUUAUUUUUUGUUGAUUCUUUAAAUUGAUUUUGAAAACAAAAACAUAUUUUAAAAUGCACUGACAGUUGGUGCAUUUUAAUCAAGGGACUAGGGACUGGUCAUAACAUCAUUCAUGCCUUCAGUGUUACUGGGUCAUUCAUUUUGCAAAAGUUUGAGAGAAUUGCUUUAACUGGAGAAGCAUUAAUUGAAAUAAUUAUGACAAAGAGUGAUGUGGAAUUUCCCUAAUCUUGCCAGAAGACAACCUGGAAUGAUAAUAAAAAUAUGAAAAUAAAGAGGAGGACCUGAAACCCAUGAGUGAGGUGAUUGCCUUUUCGCUGCGUGCACAAUAACGAUAUUUUUUUAAGUGUUAUUUUUGGUUGGGAUUAUCAAAGAAAUUGUGGGGUCUUGUGAGCUCAAAUUAAAACUAUAUUUUAAACCUAAUUUAUUUCUGGUGGUCAUUUCUUUAUGUAACUCAUUAACUUUUUCUAGAUUUUUGUCAUGAUCGUUUGAUUUCAUAAUCAUACAGGAUGCUCUUUUGAACAAGAUGACACGAAACUUGGCUGAUAUUCAAGUUAAAGAUUUAGGAGUGAAGGAACAGUUACGGUAAGUAUACCAGUAUGCUGGAUUUUAAAAAAGAAUCUACUUUUAUUUUCAGUGUCUCUUACUAUUCAUUCAGAAUAAUUCUUCAUUUCUGAUUGGCUGAAAUCCCACGUAUAAUUCAUCAUAACUAGCUAUAUGUGAUAUGUGAAAAAUGACAUCAACUGGAUCAGAAUUGCACAAUAUGAUUAACUGCACUGCAAAAUGCUGGCUACAGGGUGACUGCAUGAUCUUUGUGAGUACAUGUAUGAACAGAGAAUAUCUCGCUAUUGAGCAUAACUGCUCUUUGCUGUCAACUUUAUAGGUAAAUUGUAUCUAACUACAUCAAAUUGCUAAAAGUUCUUAGGUCUCACAUACAUUUUUUUUAAACAAAUCAUAAAUUAUGAUAAGAAUCCUUAUGGGAGUACCCCUUUAACCCUUUAAGUCUCAAGAGUGACCAACAUCUAUUUUCUCCUCACAACAUCAAUACAUAAUCAAGAGAGAAGGUUAGGAGAAUUGAUAAAAUCAUCACCAAAGGGAAAAUGCUUUGAUCUUUGAACAAAUGCUCUCAACUAAUUCUGUAAAGAAAGGUAUGGAGAUCAGUUUGGAGAAUUUGUAUAUGGAUAUUGGGGCUUAAAGGGUUAAGUAAAAUAAAAGUUAUGUGCCACUUUUCUUUUCAGGCCUUAUAGUUAGUAGGUUUAUCAGUUUCUUAUCUUACUUGUUAUUACUUUUAAACAGCACAAACCUACCAAGAGGAAGGAGAGCUCUUUCUUUUUUAAAUCGGGGAGAUUCUGAAGCUCUUUCGUUUUUUUAAACCGGCCGUUAAUGCCGUCCAGUGACGUCACUCACUACCCGAAAACCGGGUAGUGACUUUGAUUGGUUGAUUGUCUAAACAUUCGCAUAAGUUACUGAGGGAGUAAUAACGACUCGAAAUAAUCGGAUGAAAUUCAGGCUACAAAGAUUGGCCAUUGAUCCUUAAUUUCGUUUGAAAAUACUACAAAGUUAAUUGCAGGUAUAGUGUGAAGGUACUGCUGAAAAGGUGUCAUUAUUUUCAAUGGACACACUGUAGGAUUUCGUCCACAGGCUAAAAGUUAUAUUUUAAAAAAAAUGUAUUCAGCAUUAUAAAUACACUUAGAACCAUGUGAAAGUAGUGUUAAAGAGGUUUCACUCGACUGAUCACACUAUAGGAUUCCGUUUACAAUCUAAAUGAUGUGCAUGUGAGAGCAAGGCAUCUGUAUUCACAAGGAAGAAGCUUCACAAGCAAGAAGCAAGGACAUUAGGUUCAGAUUUUUUCGUUUGAGUCAUAGCAGUUUUGUAGCAUUAUCACGUUCAGGGAUCACUAUUGUUUUGUCACACAUUUUUGUUCUUUUUUGUUCCAGUACAAUACUCCUUUGGAAAAAUUCCACUGCCUGAAAAAAGCUGUCACAAUAGUGACAGACAGGAAGAUGAAAACUCCAGAAGGUCAGUUUACAUACCUUUAUCUUCUGAACUGUUUUUAACACUUCUAACUCUAAGUCAGCUCUUGAAUGGACCACCUGUCAAGGUUGAUACCUUUCUAAAAUGGAUGCGACCCAAAAUCCUACACCUAAAGGUUGUCCCUGUCAUUCAACCAGUUUCCUUUAGGCUCAAUAGAGCGUUUUCACUCACGUGGUCAGCAUCUAUGCAAAUCUAUUGGAAAAAAGAAAGUUUUUAAAUAAGAAAAGAGUUUAACUCCCACAGGAUUGGUUUGGGACCCCAACAUGGCCGCCGAUUCAUUGUUUUGGAACACCAAUAUGGCCGCCGUGACGUCAUGUGAAAACUCUCUGUAGGGAUCCGGAGCUUAUGCAACGACGACGGCGACGUCAACGAGAACGGCAAAAAAGCAAUAGGUUUAGAUUAGCAAAACAACAACUUUGCACGUGUAUCACGCUUUUUUGUACAUUUCUUUGCCGUCACUGCACGACUACGAUGUGAAACGUCCUAAUUCCACCUUUUUUGGAGAACAUGAAUACAAGACCACGACUUUCCUUUUCUUUUCCUGAACUUCGAUACAGUCUUUUAGAAUUCAACUCCAGAAAAUAUUGCCAACAUUUGACGGAUUGAACGAGACGGAAUAAGCGUUAUUUAGUUUGAAGCAGCCUGAAUUCACCUUUCAAGUGACGUUUUCAUAGCCGUCGCCGUCGUUGUUUCUUAAGCUCCCUAUUAAUAAGCUGGACACCCCCUCUAAAAAACAAGCACUUGGCUGCUCCCAAUGCAAGGAUAUUUUAAUUAUUUGUCUUAGGAUGCUUACCAUUUGUUAAAACUGAUCGGUCAGAUAGGUUCAAUCGUAAAGGGAAUUCCACUAUCAAUCAGGGCUGUCAAGCCAGUCAAUUUCUAAAUAUUUUACGUGACAGGAAUGGUUUUUAGCGAAAAGUUCGAGCAAAUACAAAUAUUUCAUUUUCAGAAUGGACAGCUAAUUAUGACCCUUGGUAAACGCUUACAGAGAGAGAGUUGACUCACUGUACUGGAAAUUGCAGCGUUAUAUUUUGAUUUAUUUUGACACAAAAGAAGUCGCAAAACUAGAGAAAGUUCAAGAAUCUCGACUUUUGCACAGUUUGGUUUUAUCGUUGUCACCCAUAAGAAUCAGUUCAACAAAUACAUAUGCAAAAUAUUUGGUUUGUUCAUGAAAAUACAAAAAAUAUCAAUGAUAACACGCAAUAAACUGAAUCAAUUGAUUGCACUUGUGUGGUACACAUGAACCUCUUAACAAAGUUACCGGUUAAUAGAGGUGAAAACAAUAAAAAAUGCUUUAACUCAAGUUUACCUUGGUAAGAGUGACCGCGGUUGCUUAAUAGAGAUCAUCUUUACAGUUAUUAACGAACAGAAGCGAUAUUUGGGACUGACAAUAACGGUGUAGUAGAGGUUAACCUAUUAAUACAGACUCACUAUGUUCACUUUUACUGCUGUUUCUUCAAUUAAUUGUGCAUAAUUAUUGGUACAUAACAGAUGCAGCUGAAGCGAUAACUGUGGAUGACCUACUUCCAGCCUUAAUCUUCUUAAUAAUCAAGUCAGACAUUCCCAACUGGUAAGUGUUAGCUUGGUCCAGGUGUUCCCAAAUUACAACAUGGCUUACGUCAGGUUUUUUUUUGGAAAAUAGUUAUUACUAAAAAGGAAAAGUACCUUUAAAAAGUAGUGCUGAAGAAAUUUCACACCUUAGAUUUCGUCUACAGUUUUUAUACCCAUUUUCAUGGAAAAAAAUUAUCAGAGUUAAGAUUUCUGUUGUCGGCCGUUGUUACAUUUCAUUUUUUCUCCUCUUUUCAGGCUUGCCAACAUCACCUAUCUGCAUAACUUUCAUUUUUCCAAGCGCGGACACAAUGAAUUCCAGUAAGUGACGAGGCUCAAUCCUACAAAGACGAUUGUCCAAAUACCUUUCUUAACUCAAGUUCGAUGAUUUUGCAGUCAGCUGUUUUUUUUUGUGUCCUCUCGCAAUGGCGAGGGGCGUUGCGUGACAACACAAAGAAUGGCUGUGUAGGAAGGAGAUAAGGGACUGCUGAGUCUGAGGACGGGCGGUACCCCUCACCAGAGGGUGGGUCGAUAAAGAAUAGAAGCAGUUGUUUCCACAUUGUGUCCACCCCUCCUCCCCCCCUCGCCAUAUAAGCGCACAGAACAAUGAAACAGCUGUCAGUGGUGUACAAACAAAUCUUGUAGGGAUUGUACUCUCCUCAUAUAUAAACUUUCAUGUGAGUGAAAACGAUCACGUGAUUGGAAACGAUCUGGUAGCCAUUCUGAGGUUUCCUGGAAGACUGGAUUAGUGUUUUUAUCGAAUUGGAUCAUGGAACUUGUUUUGGGAAGGAGUUUAGACCCACUCUACUGCACAGCUUUGUAAUAGGCGAUAUAAUAAGCACCAGCGUCUCAAACAACUCCAUAGUGAAUUGAUCCGUCACAAUACCAACCAUUUCACUCUCAAGAAAAGUCCUAAAUGGCCAAUCGGUAUUAGGUGAAGUGAUCAUUCUCUUCUUUCACUUUGGCGUCGUUGAAAAGUCUUAAAUUGAAAGGCAACUGUACCAGUCAUUCUAUAAUCUGAGUUUACCAAAUGGAAAACCAUGGAAAACCAUAUAUCAGUAGUUCUUAUGGUUUUACUUGCUUUUUGUUUAAGAGCAAACGGCGAACUUGCUGUUACUGUUUCUUCCCUCGCAGGUUCUUUUUGUCUUCAAUAGAAGCAGCCGUUGAACACAUCAGAGGAGGAUAUGUUAAUGACGUUCUUAAGGGACUUUCGCCUGCUAAGGUUUGUAUUGUGUUUGUCUGAAAAAUCAGAUCUUUAUACUUUUCUGGGAAUCUGCUUAUCUACCCCUCCCCUAAGCCAAUAUUUUGCCCUAAGUGAGAAGUAAAUGUUGGCGUAGGGGAAGGGUAGGUGAGCAGUUUCCCAGAAAUGUAUAAUGAUCCUAAAAAUCAUCCGAAACAGAGUGGCAAAUAAAAAGAAUAGGUAGAAGAAAAAUCCAAAAAGGUGGGAGAAAUAUGUUACGAAAAAAUGCGCAUCUCCUCAUCCUCGACUUUAUCUGCCUCCUCCUCCCCACUGGGUCUCUAUUAAAGGAUGCUAUAAAAACUUCCGAACUGGAAACUAACAAGAUAUCAUCACCUUGUUCUUUUUGUUGGGUGAUCAAGAACUUCCUGGCAUAACUCGAAUGAUUACUGAACAUCAUUCCGCGUUUCAAACGAUUCAAAGUGGACAGACUGCAAAUUAUAGGAGUUGCUAAAAAGGUAUCUACGCGUCGUAACUGUUCAUCAGUAGAAUGCCUAAAAUGUGUGCAAUUCCACAAGUGGUUUCGGCUGUUCGUUUAGUUUUGGGCGCUUACUGAGGUUCCGUCUUGAUUAGUGUCUUAAAACCAGGGGAAAAUAAUUGAAAGUCGGUUUUCAUUUGCGACGCAAGCGUAGGAGUCUUCUUCGUGUCAAAUGAAAGUGAAUGCCGAUAGAGUGGAAGCAGCAGAACACGAAUGUAAGGAAAGGAAAAUUUUGAAUGAAACGUUAUAAUCAGAUGUCUGUACGCUGUAAAAUAACCUGGGAAUACAACCGUCCCUAGCGUCGACAAGCCGGAGAAGAGAGGGCUGUUUUCGAAGGCUAACUGUAAAACGCUUUAGACUUGCUUUGACGUCUGUUCUUUUUGUUGUUUGUUGUUAUUGACCAGCUCUUCAAACCGAUUUGAGACGAUUUCUACAACUGAUCGUUCUGGAGUUUUUGUUGGUCUUUCAACUAAAAAUAGCUGUCCAUCACCAGAUACCCAACACAACAAUGUUUGAAGAAAAUAGAUUUACUAACGUGAUAUUCGUGUGAUACAUUUUUAGAUGUUGCCUUCCUCUUGGCUUGUUAUGGAGACGGAUGGACCAAGGUCAACUGCACUAGAAAAGCUUUUUGAGGUAAUUCUCUUCGAAGGCACUUUGUAGCAAACGAAACCUCUCAUUCCAUCUAAGGGGUUAGAAAAAUAUAGCAAGACGGAAAAGAGUCUUGCGCCAGGUUUGGUCCCGGGUUUGGUCUAUAAUUCCAUUUCUCUCCUCAUUCAAAGCCGUAAUAUAGUUGCUUCUUUCCCUGUUUUUCUCUUAGACCUUAUGGAAAUGGACUACGCCAUGGUAUCAACCACGGAUCAUUUCACUUAGUUUGUUACUUUUAACUAAGUAAAGUGUGCACCCACUAAUACGAACCUAGUUGACUAGAAACUUAAGAUCAGUUCAAUCAAGUUUAUCCAGAAACCUACUUUAUUAUAUUAUAAAGUCUAGCUCCGGUGGAAAUCCGGCCUAUCCCGGGACAUUGUUUCCUUCCCAGAUCUCUUAUUAUUCUACCAGACUUCCAUCGCCUGCCAGAGUAACGUUAAUUCCAGAUUCACCUAUGCAUUUACAGUUUUUUUUUUCGCUUUUCAGUUUGCAUCCAACGGCAACGAAGAAGAAGUGGAGAAAUUACUGUCUUCUGGAGGCGAUCAUGGCUCUCCUGGUGAAAAGUUUUGCCAUCCUCUGUGUUCAUGCGCCAAGUGUGAAAAGUUGCACACCAGGUACACACGGUGGCUCCAAUUGGGCGUUUUCACUCAAGUGGCCAGCAUCCAUACAAAUUUAUUGGAACAAAUGAAAGGGUUUACAUAAGAAAAAAAACCCAUUAGGACUGGUUUGGAACACCAACAUGCGGGCCACCGUUUCAUUGUUUUGGAACACCAAUAUGGCCGCCGUGAAGUCACGUAAAAACGCUCUUAAGGCCAUUUCCGAGUUACCCUAAGCCUCUGUUUCAAAACGAGGCUAAGUGCGAAGCCAUUGAUAUGAAAAUGUUUUUUUAUUAUUCAUUUUCACAAGAAAGGUUUUGCACUUCGACUCGUUUCGAAAGUGAGAAUUAUUGGAACUCAGAAAUGAACAGUUUUUAAUUCUAAAUAGUUUUUGUGUCGGUGAUGUUCCGGAACAUUUGAGUGCGGCACUUUGAUUGUCCAUUUUGUUUUUCUGGCAGGAAGCGCCAUGACCCGUCCGCUGUUACAGUGUUCUCUAGAGACGACUUGGGAAGAACUGUACUUCACGUUGCGUCUGAAUAUGGUACGUGAAUGUAUUAACGGAGUUUACACCUUUGGAAAUCACCUUAUCACCUUCAUACUAAGAGAAUUGUGUCGGUUUAGUUAAAGAUCAUGGAUAACGUUGGCGUUCGGUCACUGAUGUCCUUACUACAUUUUCAUUUCUGUUACCUUUAGGGAGAUUACGCAACCACGACGACGACGAUGGCGGCAUCGAGAUCUUAAAAAAAAUCGAAAGGUUUAGUGAGAAAAACGACAACUCUGCACGUGCGUCACACUUUCCUAAUUCCACGUUUUUUGUCGGACAAAAACACAAGACGAUGAUUUUCUCUUUCUUUUUAAACUUGGAUAUGGUCCUAGAAAAUUCAAUUCCAGAAAAAUUUGCUUACCUUUGACAAGUUAAUCGAAAUGUAAUAUUCGCCAUGAGGUUUGGGAAACAGCGCGAACUCACUUUGUCAGCAAAAGUUUUCGCUGCUGUCGCCGGCGUGGUUGCGUAAUUUUCGUCAUAACUGAAAAGUCACCUGGCAAAAUGAAAUAUUGAUUGUUUUACGCUUUGUUUCUUUCUAAUUAACAGGCCAUUCAAAUUUGAUCUAUAAGCUGAUCAAGAAAGGUGCAGUGGUAAAUGCUAUGGAUUACCACGGUACAACAGCUUUGCAUCUGGCUUGUCAAAGAGGACAUGGCAGUGCUGCGGUGAGUUCACAUCCAUCAUCCCUUUGGCUUUGAACAGCUUUGACCAAAGUUUUAACAGUGGAAACCCCGCCAUUCGAUCCUUCCGUUAUCGGCCAGAGACUGGUAGGCUGUUCCAGGCUCCGAGAUAGUCGGGUCUGCUGAAUUGAGAAAGCGCAAACGCGAAAAGCGUGUUCCCCACUAUCUCACAGCCUGGAACAGGCUACCAGACUGGGUAAGUGUUGUGUGGAAUUGCACCAUGGGAAUGUGCAGUCUCGUAAUAGCUAAUGAAAGAAGCGUUAGCGACCCUAGAACAGCCUCACUGUGCAAUUCGACGUAACACCGACCCUGUCUUUUGCUUUUAAACGAAAGUACAACAAGUAUAGGAACAGUUAUGAGUCCGUAAUAACAAGAGUCCCUUUAUAUCAAUCAAACGUCUGUUAUUUUAAUAGCUGUUGUCCGUAUAUUUCAUGGUGUUAACACUGUGUGAGUUUACUGCAUCUCGUGUAAGGUCUAUUCAUGCAGUCCAUCGAGGCAUAUUGAUACAGACAACUUUUACGAGCAAAUGUAGUCGAGUUGCUAACCAUAAAUUCACUGAGUUUGUUGUUUCUUUGCAUUUUAGUUGGUGUUAAUGCAUUACAAAGCUGAUGUAAAUGCUCCUGAUAAUGACGGUAAUACGCCCUUGCACUUGUGCACCGCCAAUGGGCACGAAAAGGUAAAGAAUCAUAUUGGGUUAUCUUAACGUCUAUCGAUAGUUUGUAGCUACAGUGUAAUGUAAUAAUAUAGAUAUCCAUACGACUUUAUCCUGUUGUAUCACCAGUACAUGCGAUUAUCAGAAUUUACGAACAGUCGAACCCCUGUCUCUUGCUUUCUUUGUAACCUUUUUUACUCCCAAAAGUGGCCAGUUAAGACCCUGCAAAGUUUCCGAAAACUAAAGAGUACCAUGUGAAAGAACUGCCAGAGACGUUCUAUUUGAAUGUUAACAAAUUUCGUCUUUAGACUCAAAAGUUAGAACCGUUUUACAAGACUUGUCAUUGUUUGUUGCAGUGCACAAAGGCGCUGGUAUUUUUGGACACGCAAGUGAAAGUACUGAAGGUGAACGCUGCAAAUGAGCAUGGAGACACUCCACUUCACCUUGCUUCUCGCUGGGGGUAUGGUAAGUUGUACUCUGAAGCCAGCUGUUACAGAGGUCACGUGUUGAGGUAUCCGGAUGAUGAUGUUGUAUCCAAGACGAUAACAAAGUUCAGUUUCACUCUUGAUUUUCAUACUAUACUUACAACCAGUCCUCACGUGGAAAAUGGCCAACGACAAACGCCGAGCGACGUCAAAUGCGGGAGAAAAAAGAGGUCACGUGGUCGUCUCUGCCUUUUGCUGUUUGCCCUCUUUGUUUAUUCGAUUUGUGUCAGGCAAUUAGCCUUUUAGUCGAUUUGUCGACAGAAGGUCGCGGACAGAAAAUCAGCAGUCAGCUAGAUGGCAAGUCGAUAAAACUAUUAGCCAAACGGUCAGUAAUUUGGCUAAACAAUUGGCAGGCAGCCAGACAGUCGAUCGAUCAGUCAACUAACCAGCUUGUCAGACAUCCAGUCUGUGACUCUGGAAGUUGAUAUGUCAGUCGGCCAGACACUAAUCAUCGCUUUCUUUAUUUCUUUCUUGUUGUUUUAAGCUGAGAUUGUCCGCCUUUUACUGGAGAAAGGCGCGUCUUUGGAAGCUCGAAACAAGGACAAGGCCACCCCACUGGACAGCUCUCAUAACAAACAGGUAUUUGAGUGCAUGUCAAGGUUCCACUCAGUCCAUAGGCUGUCUUUCAACAUCCUAUCUACGUUCAGAUUUAAGUUUUGAACCAGGAGACCCUACGAUUGUUAGCUGCAACUUAACAGGCUGUUAUAGCUGGGCCUGGGCAUUUUACAACGUUAAAGCGGAUACUUAGGGCGCACACCGACAUACGAGGUAAAGCCAAUCUUUCGCUUUGAUUGGCUUCUCUACCGGGAGAGGUGGACGCUGGCCUGCUUUAAAUUCUUUCCAGGGUUUUUCCGCUUUGUGCGCCGGAUCACAACCGGGCAAACCCUAGUACCCAUAGUUAGCCUGCGUAGCAGGCGUCGAAAAGGCUAGGGGAUAGGGAGGAAAAAAAAAGGGGGAUUGGGGAGAGAGGGUAAUGAACGCCACACCUAGUUUGAGGCUGAGGCAUUGUCUCGCCAGCUCGCUUUUGCCCUUUUAUAUGGCAACCUUUUUCUAUAAUUAUAAUCUAGGGACUCUUGAAUGGUGGCAAAUACAGUCCUUCUCAGGGAGUGGUUAACGGCUAUUAUAACGGCUAGGGUAGUACCAUACAGUACUGUAUAAACCUGUUGUUUCUUUAGUUAUAAGCGUGUUAAGUUUUAUUUCAAAUUGUAUCAUUAACUAGGUAUCGGAAAUACUUCUUGAAGCUAUAGUAGCUGCAAGCGAAGAACAAGAACAAACAGUAUCUUUUGCUGACACAGUAAGUUGUAAAUUUUUUUGUUUUGGUUGGUGUCUGUUAGUAAUAGCGUUCUAAGAAGUGUGUUUGAGAUCAAUGAACAACUUUCUUGCACUUGUUGUAUCGGCUCUAAGGGGUUGACUUUCGUACCGGCACCAGCUCACACCGUUUGCCUCUCUUGGCUCUCUAAUCAUUCACUUGAUGUUACCAGGAAAAAUCAUCCCGCGGAACGAAUUACACCGGGCUGCCCAAGAUCAACCCGGUUGCUGUACCGGGGACGGAUUUCAUUCUUUUUCGUGAUUAAGUUUUAUUUCGGUGCAAAGUCGCACAACAGUGUCAUGUACACGAAGAAAAAUCACUCCUUUUGGUAAAAAAUCGGCUUGUCGGAGGACCGGAUCGGGUUACCCUUGCGUAAUUUUUGUCAAUCCGAGAUGGUGUCGACACGUGGGACAUGGAUUAACGGGGGAACAUGUAAAUGUGUACAGCAUCCUCUCUUGUAAAUAAUCAUCUCAGUAUGGAAGUACCAAGUAGUCUCCCCGCUAUGAAACUCGCGCCGAUGAGAGUUCUCUCAUGUUAACCAACCCUCCCCCUCAAUCCCUUAGAUCACUCGCAUUUUAUACUCUUCAUUAAACUAUUUGAAAAUGCUUUACCCCCACUUUGUUUGCCUCUGUUUACGGUCGUUUUUAGCAUCUCAAAAUAACGUUGGACUCUUCUGUCGUAUUUCUUUCCUUUUGGUCUUGAACUUGCAGCUUAUCAUCUCUCUUAUUCUUCCCUUCGUAUUUGCUUCUGUUUGGGUGGAUAUCACAUGCUUUCAAUCUUACAUGAGCAUUCGUGGUUGUACUCAAACGUGUGAAACAGGCUUUGACCUAAUCUUGCUACUUUUAUUUUAUUAUAUUUUUUUAUUUUUUGUAGUUUUAGUCAGAGAGAGUGGCUGUAAUUGAAGAAGACUUUAAUUUGUUUUAAUUUGUUGUUCUUAGACAAACUCAGUUUCAGAAGGUCCACCACUCAUUCAGUCGCAGGAAUUUCCCACCAUCGUUUCCAAGGAACAGGAAAGAGCAAAAGAGGUAUGAUUAUAGUCCUGCUUGGAUAUACCUUGGGCUCCUGCCUUGUGAAGGCAAUUCAACAUGGAAAUUUUCUCGAGGUUGUAAUUAUACAUACCGAAGUAAAAGCGGUCACACUAAGGUUAUUUCCCGGGUUACUAUCCUUGUGCAGUGCUUCCUUUACCUGGGAAACACCAUAGCCACUCUACCGUCUGGUAGGUUGGUUUAUUGUAUGACUCAGAACCCGAGUCAAAGCAUUUUUUUAUGUUUCCUUCAAUUGGUUAUGCGGCCCCAUUGCAGAGCUAUCUCGGGAAGAAGCGGUCACACCCGUAGUUUCUUUUUUAUGGAAUAAAAGGCGGGAAAAAGGCUCAGUGUGACCGCAACUUAUCUAUCUUAAACUGGACUUUCUCUGUGCAAUACAAGGGCCAAUAACCUAACGAGAAUAAAAGCAACCACAUUUGGCGUGCAACCGAAGCCAACUGCGGGAGAGCGAAGGUGUGCCAAGUCGGAAAUUUUGAUUUCCUUGUGGUGGGUGAAAAUAAUUAUAAACAAAAAAUAAACUCGUGCAUUUGUAAUUGGCUUGAGAAAAUUGUAAAGGGGGCGUUUUAGACAAACAACUUGCAUGUAUCUCAUAUCAAGUGUAUUAAACCUACGCAGUCACGCGACCGGUACUUUGCGCGGAAAAAAUGGGUGUCCGCAACAAAAGUAUUACACUGACUAUGAAGAAGACAAGUACAAGGCAUUCUUGAUUGAGGUCUUGUAAGUUUUAACCCAUGUACAGUAAGUUUGUUUCAGCCUUGGGUUUAUGAGACAAAUCAGUGAUUGUUCUUUUAAAGGUGACAUUAUAUGUUAUCUAAAUGCAGAUUGACCGAUUCAUUCGCACAGUUGCAGAUGGAGAUGUCGAAAUGGUAAGAAGUUACUCGAGUUCACCUAACGCGCUGUUGCGCGGUGGAAACUGAGAUCAAUUUGCUUGAAAAUAGCUUUAAAAACUGAAUGAAAACAUGUUUGCUGAAAGGAAUUGUGGAAAACGCCAGUGGUUGUUUAGGCGAUUUUCAUUUCAUUUCCAACAUCCUUGCACAUGCAAAAAUUUGGUGAGUUCGUGAAAUCGAAUCUGAAUUCGUCGUGUGAGCUGUGCAGUAGCGGGAUACUAGCAGUCUCCUGUUUUCCUGAGAGACAUUAGGUUAGAGAGAUUAAGAUUUACGUUUACCGCAAACGGCAAACUUCAGACUCAAGUUGGGAAUUUCUCAGAAUAGAAAAUAAGCAGAUAAAAACAGUCCCGAACGAUUCCUAUGGUUAAAACUGGCAUAGAAUUACUUAUUUUUGUGUAGAAGCAAUGAAGAGUAAGCGGAAAAUAAGGGGGAAACUUGGUCACGUGGUACAAAUUCACGUCUGCCGUUUGGCGUAAACGUGAAUCUUAAUCUCUCUGUUAUCGCGCGUAACACGCGAACAGCGAGCAGCAAGGCCGCGAGACGCGAGAAACGAGGGUGAAGUAUAGUGCAGUAGUUACUUGACGCGCAGUAGGCUAGGCUAUUCUCAUGAUGAAAUUAAUUGACUGCAAGUACUAGAAUGCUUCCAAACUUUUCUGUUUGUUCUUAUUGAGCCCUUAUUGAAAUUGCGUUAUGUAAUAAGGAAGGAAAAGCGAAAUGAACCUUAGUACUGUAGUUGCGUUGUUCGUAAAAGUGCCCUAUUUCUCUGUGUGCUGAUGGCGAGACGGGCUCGAGUUUACGUCUCGUGUAAUCAUAAUCAGAUAAUUAUAACCUACUUAUAUUCUCUGUCAGGUCCGGUAUAAACUUGGUCCGAGUGACGAUGAAGAAGACGAAGAAGAUGGGAGCGACUUUCCGCGCUCCGACAAGGACCUCUGUCACCCACUGUGUCAGUGUGAGAAAUGUAGCAAAUGGCAAAAGGUCAGUGCUGAAAUUAGUUUCCUUGGCAACGCGCACUCUUUUGGUUAAUAGAGAGGAGAAGUCGUUUCGUCACGUUGCCAUGGUAGCAAAAUUUCUGAAUGACAGCAAACCGAAAACGGCACUUAAAAAGUGAAUAUUCGCACUGUUUCUUAUUCAAUUUCAUUUAAUUCGUCAAAUGUUGGCGAAAUUUUCUGGGUUUGAAUCCGAAAGGACCUUAUUUACGUUUAGAAAAAAAAAAAGAAAAUUGCACCUACUCCAUAAGCGGGCGCGUGAAAUUAGGAAGUUUCAUGUCGCAGCAGUCGUUUACGUUUAUUCAAAUAAUCCUCAAAAGCAUAGCCAUCACGUGAAUGGAAGGGCCUUUUUACAUGGAGGUGAGGGACCCCAGGUGGGUGAGGUAACCCGCCUGUCCAUUUAAUCUGUCAUUUAAAUUUGAUCACGUUUACAUGAUAGGUGGGGUGACCCGACGCAUGUUACCUCACCUUUUUUUUCUGUCCCCCACCUCCAUGUAAACAUGCUCUAUCAAAGAAUAAUAAAUAUGCAAAAAGAAGUGUGCCAAAAAGUGUGAUGCACGUGCAAAUUGUCGUUUCGCUAAUCAUACCUACUGCUUUUUUGACGUUCUCGUUGCUUAGGCUCCCUAUUGUUGUGAUCCAGAAAUUGUGCUACCAUGGUAACGUGACGUCACACUUCUCUCUUCUCGAGGUUGCAUUUCAUCUGUUUCUGUUUCCCGCCAAAAACUCUGAGUGGGUAACAUUGCAAAGUCUAUGACGUCAGAGAGUAGUGGUGCAAUGUUAUCCGCAAAUGUUGAUGUUUACGUUCAUGAAAUGUCAAAUGUAGAAAUGUGUUAAAGUUUAUUACUCCUGGUUUAUUGCUAAAAUAAAUUAACCGCCGAGACCCCGCCGGGAAGAAAUUCAAAAGCUGACGUUUCGGACACUCGCCCUUUUAUUUAAUUAUGAGAUGGGGCUAAGUUAUAAGUGGGAACUUGUGACACCUAAUGUGAUCUUGGAUUAUUCGUGUCCCAUGUGGGUGAGAAUGAGAGUACGGAUUAAAUCGUAUUUCUUGCUGUUUUUUGGGUUUCAGAGGUCGCGCGAGGCGGCAGGGAAGGUCCUUCACACAAAUGUAAGGAACGGUGAAGGCAUGACACCGCUACAUAUCGCGGCGAUCAGAGGAUACGAUGAAAUGACAAACUUGUUAUUACGACGCGGUGCUCAGACGGAUGUGAAGAACUAUACGCAGAUGCGAGCACCGCUGCACUUCGCUUGUCAGUAUAAUCAUCCCAGGGUACGUUACAAUGAAAAUGGCACAGUGCUCCGUCCGUGAGAAACCCACCUCUUCUUGAACGAGCGCGAUUCGGUACAGUCUUGUUUGAGUCAAUGGUUUUGUUUCAUUAAGCUAAUCAUGACCUAGCCUGUGUGGCAAGCGUUUCCAUUUGGCCUGGUUUCGGAGCAAAGAAAGACUGAGAGCCAAAAGUGCGCCAUUAUUCGUGCGGUCUUUGACUCUCGUUCCUCGUUCUUUGUUCCUACACCGCACAGAAACGCUUGCUACGCAGGCUAAUCAUGACCGGGUGUUGCUAUGAUAAAAACGGACUGGAACUUGAAAAAGUCGCAGAGGAGUUUUUCAAGUGUGACUGUCACUUAAAAAAAAAAACGCUCCCAAUCAUUUCUUAUGGUUUGGGCCCUCAGGUGCUUGAAUUGUUGCCUUGCCUCCUGUUGUUCAGGGGUCGUCUUUAACAACCAAAACGUGAGACAAUUUUCGUGAAACAGGUCUUUAAACAUAGUGUUAAAUAUAUUAUAGGUAUUUUACACUAUACAUCUAGCUCAUAAACUCUUGAGCAUUGUUUUAGGGUGCCCUUAGUUAGCCUUACACUGCGAUGCAGUAUGCCGAGAGUGACCUUACCUCACUAUUUUUGUAAUGUAACAAACACGAAAAAGCUUACUUUAUCAGAAACAUUUCAACGAGAAGUGAAUGGUGUUACGCUGCAAAAUGUAAUAAUCGCCGCAAAAUGUAAUAUUAACGCAAAAUGUAAUAAGAAUCGCCGCAAAAUGUAAUACUAACGCAAAAUGUAAUAAAAUUUUCAACGCAAAAUGUAAUAAUCUUUCAACGCAAAUUGUAGUAACUUUUCUGACGCAUAAUGUAAUAACGCAAAAUGUAAUAAUUUCCGAAAUAACGACGUGCAUGCUAUUUCAAAAUCAGUAUUGCGGCUUAGUAAUCAGUAGCUGAUCCAGAUCUUCAUGUGAAUUAUUAUUAUUAUUAUUAUUAUUAUUAUUAUUAUUAUUAUCAAUAUUGAUAUUAAUAAUAGUAAUAAUAUUUAUUUUCUUCUUCUUCUUCUUCUUCUCUUUAUUAUUAUUAUUAUUAAUGAAAUAACGGUUGAAACGUCGUGUUACUUCCGUGCUGAGCUAGUCUACUCUGCCACAACUGUAGCAACUGAGAGACUUGGUUUAAUUUCAGGUGUUGAAUUUAAUUCAGUCAAAUAAAAUAGUUGUUUUCGAAAACAAGUAAUAGAAUCAACUUUCAAAGCAUAAUUCAAAUGUUCUAGAUAGCAGCAACAAUAUAGAUAGUCGUAUAAACAUAACAACUUUCUUUAAUUUUCCAGACAUGUUUCGACGGUACAUCCGUCAUCUUCAGUGUUACAUAUUUUGAAAUCGCCGUUGAAUUUAAAGCGCGCGCGAUCUUACAAAGUUCGUUACAUUGCCUUGUCAAUAUUGCUUACUAAAACAAAUUAAAUGAGUGACGCUUACUUCUUUACAGGGAGAGAGUCAGGUUAAUGUGUUUCACCUGCUGGUUGAGAUCGGGCUUCUCCCAUUUUAUAAACAUGGAUUCCUUAAGCUUCACUUGGUACUUAGUGGCUGCAGAGUCCAGGAUCUCGAAGCAAUCCGGUGUGCAGGAUGCUCUACAAAACUCUGAACUCUGCAGAUGUUUAAAAACGUUCGAAGACCUGUCUGAAAGUAAGUGCUCGCGCACUCGUGUGGAGAAGUGUCGGCUGGUUUCACCAACAUAACAAGCAUUACAACUUGCACACGAAAAUUUAUAGACCACACGCGUGCGUAGCCCCUCAGGGACAGCAUCUUUCACAUUAAAAAGAUUCCUGACUUUGAAAGUAGUAAAGACUAACCUUAAAUCAAUAGGUUUACAUAACCGGUUAGCAAGUUUGCGUACACUCCUCUGUGCCGUGACUGAGAAGUGCCCAACGUAAGGGAUUUUAAGGAAGAACUUAGGUGUUUCCUGGGGCUCGACUCCUGAAUAGGGCUGUGUUUUCCCUCCCUUGACUGCUGUCUGAAUAUAUUUAGAAAUAUAUUUGUUGAUAAGGUUCUCAGGGAAGAGAUUCCUCCGCAGAAUGACAGACAAUUUUUGAAGGUCAUUAUGGAACCCCAUCCAAGUGUUGUUUAUCUUAAAAGUUCUAUGAAUCAAGGUUUUGAUUAACCCCAAUUUGUAGGUAAAGGGGCAAAAACUCAGAUAACUGGUGAGCAGACCUGUGAAAGUCUUCUUCCGGUAAACGGUGGUUACUUUGGUGUGGGUCAGUGUUAUUGAUUAGAACAUCUAGGAAAGGUAGAACAUGGUCAGUUUUCCGCUCCAUUGUAAAGCGUAUAUUGGGGUUUUGAUUGUUGAUGUAAUUGAAGAAAAGGGUUACAUCCCAUUCAGAGUGGAAAAGGCAAAAUUUUACCGUCUACGUAGCUACGAUAGAAUAAUAGGGAGCUUAAGUAUCGACGUUUUUGAGCGACGCACGUCAACCGGAAAUGGACUUUUUGCACACUUGAGCCGUGAUUUUGAACAAAGUUUUGGGCAGAUCGUCUCUAUAUGAAUUAAGACACUUGGCAAUACAAAUAUGGUAGCGUAAAGGCUUACUAAAAGAGAAAAAGGAUCACUUCCGGUUGACGUGCGUCGCUCAAAAACGUCGCUGCUUAAGCUCGCCAAUACCUCUGAAUCCCCGUAUUGAUCCAACCAUAUAUUCUCAUGGUGGGACCCAUAAAGAGAUUGAAUUAUGCUUUGGAAGUUGUUUCUAUGACUUGUUUUCGACAACAGCUAUUUUAUUUGACUGAUUUAAAUUCAACACCUGAAAUUAAACCAAGUCUCUCAGUUGCUACAGUUGUGGUACAGUACAGCAAGCUCUUGCAGCCAUUUUUGUCUCGUCACGCAACGCUCCUCCUCCUUUGUUGGGGAAGAGUGUUGCGUGACGAGACAAAACACGGCUGCGAGGGAGACUAGCUCAGCAAGGAAGUAACACGACGUUUCAACCGUUAUUUCAUUAAUAAUAAUAAUAAUAAUAAUAAUAAUAAAGAGAAGAAGAAGAAGAAGAAAAUAAAUAUUAUUACUAUUAUUAAGAUCAAUAUUGAUAAUAAUAAGAAUAAUAAUAAUAAUAAUUCACAUGAAGAUCUGGAUCAGCUACUGAUUACUAAGCCACAAUACUGAUUUUGAAAUAGCAUGCACGUCGUUAUUUCGGAAAUUAUUACAUUUUGCGUUAUUACAUUAUGCGUUAUUACAUUAUGCGUUAGAAAAGUUAUUACAAUUUGCGUUGAAAGAUUAUUACAUUUUGCGUUGAAAAUUUUAUUACAUUUUGCGUCAAUGUUAUUACAUUUUGCGUUAGUAUUACAUUUUGCGGCGAUUAUUAUUACAUUUUGCGGCGAUUAUUACAUUUUGCGGCGUAACAAUGGCCUUAGUUGCUCUGACUUGAAAUCACAGUUACACUGCAAGCAGUCUCUUAGUUUUCUUUUGAGCCAAAGUAGAUCGAGAAAGAAGCGAGCGGCGAAGUCGUAAGGAAACAGGCUGGAAGUCCGAGCGAAGAAAGUGUUUCCUCACUCCGUCCCAAUCUCUCAUCCCUUUUUACCAUUAAUUCAGAGUUGCAUAAUUUUACUUUUGCUCGCUGCGCGUUGCCCUGAAGAAAGAACGACGACUACUCGCGGACUUAAUCACAGUGAAAAUCUGCAAUGAAAAAAAUCGGUCACUCUUUUUGGCCUACAUAAUGGCUCCAUUGAAAACCGUCACAGCAAGUUGGGCUUCCUCUUUAAAUGUUAUUGUACUGUAAUUAUUAUCACUAUCAUCAUUAUUAUCAUCUAUCAUUUUCAUUAUUAUACACAUUGACUAGUAGGAUUCAUUGGUAGAUUAUUAACUGUUGUUAUCGUUCUAAGUAUGGCCGUUUCUGUAUUUUAUUGCAUGUUAGGUCGCCGGUCUUUUGUUAAGCCACCAAGCUAAAGUGAACAUCAAAGAUUACAAAGGAAACACCCCUCUUCACCUGUGUUGCUUCACCGGACAUGUGGACCCCGCUAACGUCCUUAUAGGGGUACAGUAAAACUAUAUCCACAGGAGUUCCGGUUAAACUUGUAAACGCAUACCAGCUUAUGCUUCCGUCCAUAUAUCAAAUGGGCAAACAACUUCGUCCCCAGGGUACCCCCUUCCGUUUUCCAAUGGAAAGGCCCUGGGAGCUGGCUAGUGGGCGAACAUGGGUGACUUCACAAACAGAUAAAAGUUCUCUUUUUCAUGUGCAAAACCAUAAACGCAGAAUUUCGUAUGCUUUUACAAACGUGAACGGACGCCUGUGGACAAUAGUAUUUGAUGUGGUAAUAAGAAUACAGAAGCAAUAAGCCUAUUGAGAGGGAAACUACUGAAAAAAAAAGAUAAUUAGAUUAAAACAAAACUGUUGACCCAGAAGAGUUGUCCACUAUCAUCUUCGUCACUCCCUUCGGAAACACUUAUCAUGUGUCAGUCUUCUCGAAUACCAAUAGUCCAGUUUCGAUUUCGUCGCGGACGCUGAAUAGAAGUCUGAAGACUCAUUUAUACACUGUUAGCCUCGACCUAAGGUAAAUAUAUUCUUAAAUUUCAGUCAGAAGAAGACCCGUGUACAACUGUGUCUAUUGUUUUAAACUUAAAUUCAGGCACCUUCUCGCCGCCGGUAUUUGCGAAUAUUUCUCUGUAAGUCGAGGCUAACCCUGUAUAAAUAAGUCUUCAGUGCUUAUAUUCAGCCGUCGCGACGAAUUCGAAACUGGACUAUUGACCCACGCUGACACACAAGUAUGCGUACUUUGGACCCAGACGGUUCUUCUACUCCUUAAUAGCAGAAAACUGGAUUAACUAUAAAGAAGGCUUUUAUUGUUUUAUUCUCGUGAAGUGCAAACUUUCUUAAAGUGGGUAAUGUUACCGAGUAGUUGGUUCUGUUCAGUGUAUAAGCUAAACUCCGUCACUGCUUUGCUAUGACUAAAUUCUUGUGCGUCUCUCCCUUAUCAACACUUUAGCAGAGUUUCUUUAUAGGAUACCUCUGUUAUAUAAUAAUCGAAUUAUUUUUAAUUCUUGUUAAUGAAAUAGCACGGAGCAAGCGUAAAUGUGACGAACGACCGUGGUAAUACGCCACUUCAUGAGGCAGCGAGGUAAAGGAUUCACAUUCAUUGUUUGGCUUGAUUUCUGUACCAGUGACUCAAAUAGGAACCUUAAGGAUACGUUGUUUCUACCAGCAUGGAAUAAAACUGGGAACUCCGAACACCCUGUAACACGGGUCUAGAACACGUCAAAUAAUAAAAAGAAAACCCAGACAAUCAGAAACAAAAUUCAAUAUUUUUCAAGUUAGGGUUAGGGUUUCUGUUUGCCUUUUGCGUUUCACCUAUUACCAGGGUUUCCGAUUUCUUUCGAGAGUGUUCCCGUGUUCCGGGUCAUAGUACAUGCCGUUUUUGCCUACGCAGUUGGGUAGCGGAGGCUUUUUUUAAGGCAGGCUUGACAUAUGAGGACGGUAAUUCCAUACGAAAUAAUUAUUUUCUGAUAAAUUGGAUAAUAUUGUUUCUCGGUUUAUCAAAGAAAGAGUUGAACCGCCUUAUUUUGCUCCCUUUUGUAACUCAUAAAAUCCGUCUAAGCAUAAAAACGGACGGACACCUGUAGAUUUAUAUUUAUCAUAAUUUCCAACUCAAAUUUUACUUAUUAAUUGAUUGAUUGAUUAUUUUAAUACAUUGGAAGGGUAAACGGUUAACCAUUUCUGGUCAAAGGAUUUCAGAAAGUGGCGUAUUAGAGAGUCCAAUUUUCACCCCCCCCCGAACCCCCUAGAGGUUCGAUCCUUUAGUGCUUUUGUUCGCGCUAAAGGCGCCCACCUCCGCUCUUUUCACCGACGAAUCAUCCAUCCAUCCGGUACUUGAAGAUUUAACCGCAAACCCUGCGUGUAGGAGACAGGUUUUUAAUGUACACGGUAGCAGUUUCUUCGGGGUAAGGUGCAGCCUGUCCUUAUUCAUACACCGGAAAAGGGAUAUCUUAAGGUCUCCAUUUGCCACUGCUUACUUUUGACAAUCUUGUUUCGGUUUGUCUCUUUUUUUUUUCAGGUUUAACCUUGUAAAACUCGUUAUUUUGCUGCUGGAAAAUGGUGCAUCAGUGACAAUGAGGAACAAGCGAGAACUAACGCCUCUACAAUACGCUCAUGUAAUUCUUGACCAGAUUUUCUAAUUGAAAAGUUAUGUUUCUUGAUUAGAAACGAGCUGCUACACGUUUCAUUCAGUUGACCUUUCCAGGUCAAAUAUAAAAUAACCAAUGCUAUGAAGCGCUUAGGAGCUUUCAUUUUAAUGGUCACUUUGGUUUACUUCUGACUGGCUAUUUGGAUUGGCAAAAGCAAGCUUAAGGCCAGACUAGUCAUUUAAAAAAAAAAAGAGGCUUUCUGAAAAUCUUUGGCUGAAAAUCUUCUCCUUCGAGCAUACUAUGUAACAUUUGACUGAUCUGGUUGGAUAGUUUUGAUUAAAAUUGUAUGAUUCUCAUUACGACGGGAAUGAAAAAAUGGAAAGCGCCCUUUAUUAGAUUUCGUUUGUAACUAUAAAAUUUUGCUGCUGUUUUUUUUCCAGCGCGAUGAUGUGAUACGUGCUCUGGAUCAAGCGGAAGGGAUCAGCUUCAAUGCUCGGACAAAAAGACUGAGCUACAGCAGUUAUACUUCACAUAAGCCAAGUGAGUGUGUGGUUCUUCCAGCCGGAUUUUAAGAUUGUACGAGAAGGAAAAGACUUAAAAAUUCUUCUGGUACAGUCUAUUCUUGUAUUUUGCUGACCAACAAGAGGAUUAUUAUAAUUUUCCCUGCAUUUUGAUUUCUGUGAACAGUUGUAUUAACUACAUUAACACUUUUCCUCUUUGUUUUAACUAUAGCUAAUGAAGAUCUAAGUUCCUCCAAGUCAAAGACUCGCUCAAACUCAGUGCCAAUCUAUGUCGGUACAAAUGCUGCCGCGAAACAUCCCAUGCCUGUUACCAGUCCUCCAAGUUCAACUCGGAGCUCAGCGGUUACGGAUGAACCCGGUGACGAGUCACUGUCAAAGCAGGAAAGAUUGAACAAACUGUUUGAAAGAUUGGAAAGAGGAGACGUUGAGCGAUUGCAAGACAUCAGUAAAGCUGUCAAAUCUUUUGACAGGUAAGUUGGUACCUGACUGCGUUGUCGACAUGCCAGCUCCUCUGUGAAUGAUUUGUUUUAGAAUACGUGAUCGUACCACAGAUUAAAGUAGAGCUAUGGGUGGAAAGUUCGACCAAGAAUUACCCGUGAAGAUCACCAGUUCCAGGACAGAGAACAAUGUACUUAUCAGUUUCCCUACCGAAAAAAAAGGCCCUUGAAACAAACAAACAAACAAGGAGAGUGUGAAGAGGAGGAUUACGAUGCGUCCUCCUUUGUCGAACGCGAAGGCAUACAAAGUAUACUAAGCGUGUUCCAUAGUUCACCGGUUGAGUGUUGCAAUGUUGAAUUUUUUUCUUGGCUGUGAGUGAGUUCACAUACGGACGUGGACGAGGUGGAUUUCCACUGUUGCGUAAUUUUUAUGUGUUGGCACAUGCGUAAAUAAAGUAAAGGCAAUUUAUGGAAGGUCGCGCGUUAACGUUAAAGUUGAACCUCGCUCAACUAUAACGUUUACGCGCGGCCUUUGCGGCAUACAUUGCCUCUAUUUUAUUAGCGCGCGUAAAAAUUACGCGACAGUGGAAAUCCACCCUAAGAGGCUCAAGUGUUGUUCACGGAACAGUGACGACUUGUCUUGCUUAAAGCCUUUCUUUAUUAUUUAUUGCAAAGUGUGAAAGGCGGGUGUCUAAUUGACCUUUCCCGCAUUACGCUGCAAUGAGCAAACAUUAAGAAAUGAGGACUAGGCUAGGGUGGGCAAUUUCAUACAAAUCACUGUAUUUUGUCCACCGAGCCUCGAGUUGGUGCCUUUGUUUACAGGAAUGUGAGAAAGGUCUACUGCACUAAAAGUUUAUUUUUUGGGCGUUGUAAUUCAUUCGCAAAUCGUCGGGGGCUGGGACGAGUUAAAGUAAGGCUUCGGUUUUUCUUCUCAUCUUUUGUGUCCCGUUGAAAUACGCCUGCUUUACGUGCUUGGAUUUAUGGUCUCUAAUACAUCAACUAAACUUUUAUCGGGUAUAUUGAUGUAGUCAGGUUGCUACGAAGACUAAACUUUUUAGUUGGGAUCAAAACUUUCACAAUUAUAGUCGAAGCGUUUUAAGUACCAGUACCCCCUUAAAGCAUAUUGUUUGAUAUCUUUGUUUAUUUUAGACGGACGUCACUAAAGAGGACCGAGACGAUUGAUAAAAGCUCGCCGCUGAUUGAUCUUCAACUUAGACAUCAGGUAAAUAGAAAAAAAAAAACGAUAUGAAAAAUUUAUGAUAUGGUCAACAUCCCGCUCAAAGAGUAGUAGUAGUAGUGAAUAACCAGGCCAUGUGUUGUUGGGCCUUGAGGCGAUUGAAGACUGGCCUGUAAGACGCAAUGCAACGCGGAGAUUCUUGUAGGGAAACGAGCGGCGUAGGCCCAAAAACCCCCAACAAGAAAGUCUGUUCGUGGGUUAUUCAACGUGCAAUACUGCGCAAAAUACAACAAAGCCGUAGUGUUCACCUCUUAAUUUUCUGAUCUGUCCAGGAUCAAACCUAAUAAGAGCACAAUUAGCCAUCACAAAGUACAACGUGCUAAAUAAGUUGUUUAAAUAAACACAAUUCAUUCAAAUACAAACCUGCGUUCAGUCUUGAACAGAAAUGGUAGAUUUAAUUCGCCAUCCAGAGUUUGCUUUUGUUUCAAGCGUUGUUUCUGUGAACAUAUUUUCAGAGGUGGCCACUAGAGACCUUUAGAUUCUAAGACGUGGAUGACUUUAAUCUCGAUUCAGGAUACACAUGGAGUGCGAUCCUGGUUACGAUGUAUUUAUUGGUGCACUAACCUGACCUCUCCUCGCCUCUCCGCGCUCUGUUACCCAUUAUGCCCCUUCUUUUACUCGUAUGAGGCCUUAUCCUUCACUGUUAGGUAUAAUUUUGUUUUUGCAGCUCUUUAUUCAGCACUUCGACCGUUCAACCCUUCGCAAAGUCCAAACACGUGAUCACAGCCGACCAAUGGUUGAGGAAGAGAAAGAAUAUGAUGGUGAUAUUAGUGAAGAUGAUAAAGCGGAUUCCGGCUCGUGAAUGCCACGUGGCUAUGACGUGAUUGCAACGCAUAAAACAAUGAAGCGCCAUGCAUAUGUAAUAAGGAUUGGCGGGAAAUGGGACUUGCGCCCUGUGCAGACUGUAAUUCUUUAGCUUAGGUGUCUUCCGCAGAUACAGUCUUUUAGUCUCAUGAAUGCAGCAUAAAAGCAUGUGAAGAGACAGGUGUAUUGGCAGCUUAAUGUUUGCUCGCCGAUUUAAGGGGCUCGUUGGUAAAUUUGUUUGUAAAGUUUUCUCCUUUUUUUUUCCUUGUAGAAGUAUCCAGAAUCGUUCUAGUGUAACCUUGAAAGGCCCAAGAGGUUUUCGUUGUAGUCUGUUUACAGCCCUUCUAUUUCUCAACGCGAAGUGCAAAGAACGCAAAAAUAGUGAGCGAGAAGCGUGAGGGUAGUUAGAGGGCAGCGGAGGAGUAUUUUUUCUAUUUUCUAGCUUCUCGCUUCUUCGCGCUGACUGCAUCGACGCUGGUGUCCAAUACUCGCUUACACGGAAUAGAAUUCUAAAGAAAUGGGAAUUAUCAUUUGAACAGGAGAUAAUUGAGCAAGUGAACAUAUUUUUCCGCUCACUAAAAAACUAGAACAAAAUCUCUAACUUGAAUAGAACAAUUUUAUAAGAUAUUCCUAGUUUAUUAAAUAUAGAAUAUUAUUUCAAGUGCUCUCAGUGGAAGCAUGAAAAUAAAAUUUGUCAUCAC
Messenger RNA from Porites lobata, 34901 nucleotides. The record is from the annotation of a GenBank genome assembly. NCBI's taxonomy places the organism in Eukaryota, Metazoa, Cnidaria, Anthozoa, Scleractinia, Poritidae.